Molecule: messenger RNA, 1628 nt
Organism: Clunio marinus
Lineage: Eukaryota; Metazoa; Arthropoda; Insecta; Diptera; Chironomidae
Source: the annotation of a GenBank genome assembly
UCGGGAGUCAAAACGUUAAGACGGAAAAUAUCGCUAGGAUAAAACUAAAGUCUUAGGAUACAAGAAAAAAAUUAGCGGUGAAAGUACGAAAAAAUAAAAGUGGAAAUUUCUUAGAUGAAAAAUGGCUGAUGACGAUAUAUUUGUAAAACGUGUAGACUUCGAAGUAAACAAUAAUCAAACGACACCAAUUAUCCCAACAAAUAUUAAUGGAAAUGCAAUAAUUAACGAUAUUGAAAAGUCAAAUGAACCAGAAGCAGCACCGUCAUGUACUACAAAAUUUUGCAUUUUUCUCGAAAAAUUUGGAAUAAAAUCUGCACUUAGUCAUAUUGGCCUGCUGUUGUCACUCGGUUUAUUUUGCUAUGGAGGCGGAUGGGUAUUUGUGACAUUGGAAAGGCCAGCACUUGAGGCUAAUGAAGCAGAACUUCGAGCCAGUAUCACCAUAGCACGUGAAAAGUUCAUUGAAGUCAUUCUCGACGCUCACACAGAAGAUUAUCUUGACAUUCAAUAUCUAACAGAACAACUUGAAGAAUAUGAACAAACAGCACAAGAUGCAGUUGAAGGCAACUUGCAGCUUGUUUUCGAAAAGUCAAACGAUACAGAAGUUGAGAAGUUUCCAGCAAAAGGAGAGAAAUGGUCAAUAAUGCAAGCCGUUUUCUUUGCUGCAACUGUGUGUACGACAAUAGGAUAUGGCAACAUCGUGCCUGCUACGUUCGAAGGAAGAUUAUUUUGUAUUUUCUUUGCAAUCAUCGGAAUCCCAUUCACGCUCACUGUUAUCGCUGAUUACGGUAAUCUUUUUGCCAAUUCCGUGUCAUGGAUUGCAAAAAGAUGUAAAUCGAUGAAAAUGUGUAAUAAAGACUCGAAGAUUCGAAAGUUUAAAGGAAGAAAAUGGUUAUACGCAAUCGGAGCUGUUAUAUUUCUUGGAAUUUAUAUAUCAGCUGGUGCUGCUGUCUUUGACGAAUGGGAAGAAGGGUGGACAUUCUUCGACGGAUUUUAUUUCUGUUUCAUCACAGUAACAACUGUUGGUUUCGGUGAUUUAGUUCCGGGAGAAUAUUUGAUGCUACUUUGUACAGUUUAUAUCCUAAUUGGUCUUGCAUUAACCAGUACAAUCAUUGAGUUAGUCCGUAGACAGUACAUUCAAAGUUGGCAAAAAUUACAACAAAUGAAACUUGGAUCAUUUGCUGAUUCUCUCAAGCGCCUUGGUGAAGCUCAUGGUGCAAUCGAUGUGAAUGAUUUACGAUCAAUACUUUCAGUCGUUUCGAUGCCCAAACGUGAUAAGAAAGAUAAGAAAAAUAGCGAAGGUGAAGUGGACACGUUAGAAGAACUUACAAAAGCAAUUCUUCGAGAAGUUAAAGUGAAACAAAUCGAGAAACCAAAACUCGUUCAAAUCAUCAUUUACGAAUCGUCAGUUUAAAUAUUUAAUAAUUCUACUCAUUCUCUUUCUCAUAGAAUUCAGUUACUUAUUGUGUAAGCAAUUAGACGUCCUUAACGAUAAUUUUUAAAAUUUACAGAAAGCCUAAACUACUCUCAUUUGAUAUUAAAAUGAAUCUUUUCUAGGAAGCACUUUUAUAAAUAAUUAAAUAAAAUAAAGUUUGUAGUCGAAUUCAUGAAGAUGAAAAGGAAAACAUGAA